Messenger RNA from Colius striatus (speckled mousebird), 2412 nucleotides. It is a transcript of the gene SLC4A1AP, whose product is annotated as solute carrier family 4 member 1 adaptor protein. Bases 38 to 2104 code for a protein of 688 amino acids. The record is from RefSeq and is a predicted model, not a curated record. The transcript has 14 exons. NCBI's taxonomy places the organism in Eukaryota, Metazoa, Chordata, Aves, Coliiformes, Coliidae. Gene Ontology annotation, molecular function: mRNA binding; protein binding.
UCCCCGGAGGACUCUAUUUAGUAACGUACCCGGGAAGAUGGCGGAGAUGGCGGAGACGGCCGCCGAGCCCGCCGACUUCAAGCGCCCGAGCUGCCCGCUGCCCGCCGCGCCCCGCGCCGCCGAGCCCGCUGAAACGCCGGGGCCCAGCCCGCUGCCCCCUCGUCCCGCCGCCGCGCCGGCCGCGCCGCGCUACGAGGAGCCGCCGUGGGGCAGCCGCCCGCCGGCCGACGCCGGCUACGGGCUGGAGGUGCUGAAGGGCGGCGUGGCGCUGGGCUCGGUGCGGCUGGAGGGCGGCAGCUGGUUCCUGGUGGGGCGGCUGCCCGGCUGCGCCCUGUCCCUGGAGCACCCGUCUGUGUCGCGGCACCACGCCGUGCUGCAGUACCGCGGCGCCGGCUGCUCCCCCGACGACCCCCACGGCUCCGACGCCGCCGGCUUCUACGUGUACGACCUGGGCAGCACGCACGGCACCUUCCUCAACAAGGCGCGAGUGCCGCCGCGCACCUACUGCCGGGUGCGGGUGGGCCACGGGCUCCGAUUCGGUGGCAGCUCCCGCCUCUUCCUGCUGCAGGGGCCCAAAGAGGACCAGGAGUCAGAGUCAGAACUAACUGUGACUCAACUGAAGGCACUGCGUAAGCAGCAGCAAGCAAAAUUAGAGAAGACAAUGUUGGGAGAAGACUCGGAUGAGGAAGAUGAAAAGGAGGAGAGAAGUGAGAGGAGCCAGAACACUGAUAUGAGCUGCACAUGGGGAAUGGGGGAGGAUGCUGAAGAGGAUGAGGUUGAAGAAAACCCUAUUGCUAUUGAUUUUCAGGAUGUACAUGAUGCCUUCUAUAUGAAAGAUCCUAGGAAGGCCUUACAGGGGUUUUUUGAUAGAGAAGGAGAAGAGUUAGAGUAUGAGUAUGAUGAUCGUGGGCACAAUAGCUGGCUAUGCAGAAUCAAGUUGCCUGUGGAUGAUGCAUCAGGGAAGCAGCUGGUGGCAGAGGUUCUCCAUUCAGGAAAGAAGAAGGAAGCAAUGAUACAGUGUGCACUGGAAGCUUGCAGGCUACUUGAUGCUCGGGGAGUACUGAGGCAAGAAGCAGUAUCCCGAAAAAGGAAAUCAAAGAACUGGGAAGAUGAGGAUUUUUAUGACAGUGAUGAUGACACCUUCCUCGAUCGAACUGGUGCCGUAGAAAAGAAACGACUGAACAGAAUGAAAAAAGCUGGUAAAAUAGAAGAAAAACCAGAGACUUAUGACUCCUUGGUCACAAAGCUAAAUGAAGCUGAAAAUGAACUUGCAGAGAUAACGGAGAAACUGAAGGCUUCAGGGAAAGUCCAAUCCCAGCCAGCAGCUCAAGACUCCUUGGAUGAGUUCAUGACAGAAAUAAAAUCAUCUUGCGCCUUAGACAGUGUGGCACGAAAGAAGCUUCACUUGCGGUCAUUUGAACUGAAGAGAGAGCAACAGAGACUGAAAGGGUUAAUAAAGCUUGUCAAGCCAGCAGAACUGCCUGAGCUGAAGCCCCAGAAUCACAAUCUGGAAGCAGAGAGCAAGCCUAAAAAGAUUACCCUGCCUCUCUUUGGUGCAAUGAAAGGGGGGAGCAAAUUCAAGCUGAAAACCGGAAGCCUAGGGAGGUUGCCUCCUAAGCGUCCUGACAUCCCUGAAAGCUUGUUAAAAAUGAAAGAUGAUGGUCCAGAGGAAGAAGAAGAGGAGGAAACGGAGGAGGAGCAAGAAGUAGAUGCGACAAACAAUAGAGCAUCAAACCUGGAGAUGAAAAUGACAGCAGAGGAAGAAACAGGAGAAAAAUCUAAUGCUGGGGAUGGUUCUUCUUGCAAUGACAAGAAUCUAGAAUCCCUUCAGGGUGGGGCUCAUUUUCUGCCUGAGCCAAAGGUACUAAGGAAUAAAUCUCAGAUAGAACCUUCACAAGAGAAAUCUCAAGCAGCUGAGGCAGCAUGUAAGGAACCUGAAGAGACAUCUGAGAAAAUUAAGAAAAUCAACAGCUCCAGCAAGGUCCAGCAACCUUUUUUUUCUUCACAGUACCCAGAUGAUGAUCCAGACUACUGUAUAUGGGUUCCUCCUGCAGGCCAAAGCGGUGAUGGCAAGACUCAUCUCAAUGAAAAGUAUGGCUACUAACCUUCAGCACCCCACAGUACCUCUGAGGCUGAAGUUUGUCUCUCUGUUGGAUUUUUUCACCAUACAUUAAAUGAGGGAUAAAAGAGUUGUUUUUUCAUACAAAUUUAGUUUCAAAUUCAAGGGCAUCAACAGCCACUCUGGCAGUUAGCUCUUCCUAUGUGUCCUCUCUUUGUCUUCCAGGUACUUAUUUAAAAAGCAAAAGCCCACACGUUCUCUGUCUCUACUUCCUCUUUUAGCUUUGUCCUUUUUGUUUGGCUUAGAGCUGUAGGCUCAUUUUUUCCUUUUUAAAUAAAAAUAUACAAAAAGUA